Messenger RNA from Aspergillus novofumigatus IBT 16806, 1326 nucleotides. RefSeq lists its product as uncharacterized. The coding region runs from base 1 to 1326 and encodes 441 amino acids. NCBI's taxonomy places the organism in Eukaryota, Fungi, Ascomycota, Eurotiomycetes, Eurotiales, Aspergillaceae. The transcript is spliced from 8 exons. The record is from RefSeq and is a predicted model, not a curated record.
AUGGUCCCUUUUCUGAAGUGGCUAGCUGAGCUGUUUUUAAAUGUGUUUCAAUGCUUUCCUACGUCACGGACUUCACACCGCGAGUUAGGUUGGUUUGGGGCGGACUUGGUUUGGACUGAUCCUGAGUUAUCUCCGGAGGCUGCUGUCUGGCACCAUGACUUAGAUGAUGUUAUCAAAGUCAUAGUGCCUCUCCCAUGCCAAGAUGGACAUAAACAGCUAGCAGACCUUGCUGUGGAUAAAGAUGGUGUUAAAAGGGUUCUUAGUUACUUUGAAGCCGUGAGGUCUCUGCCGCUAGGCAGUAAAGACCCAAUGGUCGUUGCUCAGGAGCUAAGAGACUUAACUCUUAAAAGAGUUAAGGCCUGCAAGCAGCUACGUGACGCCUACUGUGCUCGCCUAGGCAUAGGAGAUAUGAUCCUAGCAGAGGUUCAGCUGGAAGAUCCUAGCAACGGGUAUGCUCCAGCAUUUUUAAGCCAUCACCCAGCUGGUGCUAUUUUAGUUGACUUGGCUGUUCUGCUGGAACACGCUGCGACUGUCUGCUCUAAAUAUUUGCCAGUGAAAUUUGCUCCCUUCAGCGGCCAUGAUCCUUUGGUCUGGUCAGAGCCAGGUGAUAUUGACCUGCAGAGAGCUCUAGCUUUUAGAAGAGCCCUUUCAAGAUAUGAUAAAGCACAGAGAAUCCGACACAACUGGUUUAGUAAGCGCAUGACGGAGCUUGAAGGCUUGAUUAAGGCAAUUUAUGGUUGCGAGGCCAUACGUGUAUGGUGUUACAGUCACCAAGAAGAUCCUAUGGCAAGUGUUCAAUCCAAUUACCUUCAUGAUGUGGUUAGGGCAGCAGUCCCUCUCCAAGAUCCCGACUACCAACGGGUUGCGGAAGACAAGACAGUCUAUCUAGACAGGGCUAUCCUUGUAGACCUAGCUGUUUAUAAGGAGGGUGUCCGCAUGGUUCUCCACAAGUAUGGAGUUAUUGACUUUGUUCCCAUGAGCAAUAAUAAUCCUGUGGUUCUCUCGCAACCUGGUGAAACAAUGGAAUACAAGCAGGUUGCUGCUUAUAAGAAUAUAUUAGAGAGAUAUUCUUAUUAUCUUCAUGAAGAAUGCCGUCUGCUUGGCCCUAUGGCCAAAGUCUGGACCAUAUAUAUUUGCUGUCCGAAAUAUAAAAGCCACCCUUGGGAGAUUAUCCAAGAGCUAGAAUUAGUUCAAGUUGACCUUGCCGUUAAUCCCAGCGGUAUCUCAAGGGUUCACCACCUCUAUGAGUUAGUUGAAUUUCAGAGGUUGAGUGAAGCCGACCCAAUAAUCCAGAUGAUAUUCAAUGGAUACAGUCACAUUCUUUAG